AUGAAAUUGCCAGUCUAUGUGACUGCCCCAGUAAAGUCCACAGGCCAGUUGGCAUCUACAUUUCCACCUCACCCUGAGGGCUCCAAUUGGGCAGAUAGGGCAUCUCCACAUGUCCCCUCCAUCACUGGACACACCUCUGGUGCAUUGGCUGUACGGCCCCACAGCCACCAGUCUGCCGAAGGCCCAGCACGGCUCACAGCGAUGGGGGGCAUCAGUCUCCAGGCCUCUGGACAACCUAAAGGUAGAGUCCCCGCAUAUCUAACUGGGACAAGUCCAGUCAGGACUUUGCAGUACCGUGCCAGCAAUCCCCCAGGGCACCUGCAUAAUACAGGAGCUGUUUGCUUCUUGAAGGAGUUGAGGUUUCUUCAGAGAACGUCUGGAGUGAGGCUGUGUAAGUAA
Molecule: messenger RNA, 399 nt
Organism: Pelobates cultripes (western spadefoot toad)
Lineage: Eukaryota; Metazoa; Chordata; Amphibia; Anura; Pelobatidae
Source: the annotation of a GenBank genome assembly